Brassica napus (rape) is the source of this 4788-nucleotide messenger RNA. Its product is annotated as lysine histidine transporter-like 2. The transcript is spliced from 6 exons. Gene Ontology annotation, cellular component: plasma membrane. NCBI's taxonomy places the organism in Eukaryota, Viridiplantae, Streptophyta, Magnoliopsida, Brassicales, Brassicaceae. Bases 1136 to 2461 code for a protein of 441 amino acids. The record is from RefSeq and is a predicted model, not a curated record.
GAGUGCAGCCGCCAAAAAUAAGUCUAGGAGAUGAACGAAACAACAUUUAGACUAUUUUCUUUCAUUCUUUUUUUUUUUAAAUUUAAUUAUCAAGUUUUGGUUUUCAAUUCGACCCAUUUAAGACGAAUUGUGUUACAUGAUUUUAACCAGUUUCAUAACUACAAACGUGAAGCUAACAAGAUGAGUCAUCAUCUAUUUGUCAAAUGAUAAUACGAGAUUUCUAAAACUCAUCUAAAAGAACUAGAUAUUACGUACAAAUGUACAAUGUUAUUCCUUUAUUGUAGUUAACAGAUGACGUUUUUUAUCAAAAAAAAAAAUCAGAUGUCGUUUUCACAAAAAAAUCUAUACACGAUACAUGUAAAAGAAACUAUAUUUAUCCUAAACAACAUAGAUAUAUAAAUACUAUAUUAAAUUUCAUUAAUAGUAUCGCAAUAAAAAUAUCGUUGAUGAAAUGUUCUCAAAAUAGGUCUUAGUUUACAAAUGUGGGGUCAAUAUGUUGUAAGUUGUUAUAUAUCCGUCCUAGAUUAUAUAUUAAUUAUUUAUCUUAAAUGUUGUGACUGUUAUAACCGUCCUAGGUUUGUAAUUCAAAUUAACAGUUGCAACAAAAGAAGUCAGUUAUUGACUAAACUAAACACUACAAACUUUAUUCAUGAUAUUUGGUUAAGAAUAUCAAAACACUCUACAUGGCAACCCCUAAAUUCAUGCAUUUUGAAGACGCAUUGACUUUAAAAAAUCUCCACACCAAAAUAUGGGAAAAUACAAAGAAUCCAAAGUAGUAGGUUAUGUAAUUACAGAACAUACACCAGAACGUUCCCAUGACCCCCAGCUCAUGACUUUCUUAUCAAACAGAAAACGAACUAACAUAUCGUAAAGGCAACACACAACCUGUAUAUCCACACAUUCUUUCUAUUUUUAACUAACUAAAAAGAUAAAACAGAACAAAAUAGUGGAAUUAAGUUGUAUAAAUGAAUCGAGAGAAACCAGCUUUUAUCAUUGCAAGGUACAAAUCUAACAACGUCGGUGUUGUAUAAUUGUACCUGACAGUAUCUUUUGUGUGUCACCUUUUUCUCUCCCUCUCUUGGUUUCAAUUCAUGUUUGGUAGGCAUUGUCUUUUGUACCCAAGAGAAGAAAUAAUAUGGGGGAAAAUCAAUUGUCCACACACGAGGCUGCAUCUGCAAGGCAGAAGAAAGUGGACGAUUGGUUGCCAAUAACGUCUUCCAGAAACGCUAAAUGGUGGUAUUCCGCGUUUCACAAUGUAACAGCCAUGGUCGGUGCUGGUGUACUCAGCUUGCCCUAUGCCAUGUCCAACCUAGGAUGGGGACCUGGAGUGACAGUCAUGAUUAUGUCAUGGCUGAUAACGUUUUACACCAUAUGGCAAAUGGUGGAGAUGCACGAGAUGGUUCCAGGGAAGAGGUUCGACAGGUACCACGAGCUGGGACAGCAUGCAUUUGGAGAGAAGCUUGGACUAUGGAUUGUGGUGCCACAACAGCUAAUUGUUGAAGUAGGUGUGAACAUUGUGUACAUGGUGACGGGAGGAAAGUCAUUGAAAAAAAUCCAUGACCUUCUUUGUACUGAUUGCAAAGAGAUAAGAACUAGCUUUUGGAUUAUGAUCUUUGCUUCCGUACACUUUGUUCUCUCUCACCUUCCUAAUUUUAACUCCAUAUCUGGUGUCUCCCUCGCUGCAGCCGUUAUGUCCUUAAGCUACUCGACAAUUGCUUGGGGAGCCUCGGUGAAGAAAGGGGUACAACCAGAUGUAGACUACACGUUUAGAGCUACGACAAGUUCAGGAAAAGUGUUCAACUUCAUGAACGCACUAGGAGAUGUCGCAUUUGCAUAUGCUGGUCAUAAUGUUGUGUUGGAGAUUCAAGCUACUAUUCCUUCAACUCCCGAGAAACCAUCUAAGAUCCCAAUGUGGAGAGGAGUGGUUGUUGCCUACAUCGUGGUUGCCAUCUGCUAUUUUCCUGUUGCAUUUGUUUGCUACUAUAUUUUUGGAAAUAAUGUGGACGACAAUAUUCUUAUGUCACUGGAGAAACCAACUUGGCUUAUCGUCAUGGCUAACUCAUUCGUGGUUAUUCAUGUUAUUGGAAGCUAUCAGAUAUUCGCAAUGCCGGUUUUUGAUAUGCUUGAAACCUUUUUGGUAAAACAAAUGAUGUUUGAUCCUUCCUUCAAACUCCGUUUCAUCACUCGAACUUCAUAUGUUGCUUUAACCAUGUUCGUUGGCAUAUGCAUUCCAUUUUUUGGAGGAUUACUCGGCUUUUUUGGAGGAUUUGCCUUUGCCCCAACAACUUACUACCUGCCAUGCAUAAUGUGGUUGAUUCUCAAGAAACCAAAGAAGUAUGGAUUGUCUUGGUCUCUUAACUGGUUCUGCAUAGUGGUCGGCGUAAUAUUAACGAUCGUAGCUCCCAUUGGUGGCCUCAGAACCAUUAUCAUGUCUGCCAGUGACUACAAGUUCUUCUCUUGAACAAAUUAUAUGCAGUCAUGCGUUUAUUUUUGGAAUACCGUCUAUUUAGGACUUCCAAAUGUAAUGAUAUUAUAUAUUUAAAUUAAAAACAUGAUUUAAGGCUGCCUCUAAACUUUCUCUUCUUUUGUUGAUGUAUAUGUAUCUUCUAUUUAUAAAUUAUAUAAAUAAUAUUAAACAAAGGUCUAAAUAUGAAACCAUCGAUGUAUACAUCAUGUUGUCUGGGAUAAAUAUAUCGCCUCUUUUACAUGUAUGAUAUAUAGAUUGUUCGUAAAAACGACAUCUAAUUGCACCAUAUAUCUGAUGUUUCAGGUGCUUUUUCUCAUUUGUUUUUUCAAACUUUUAACACGUAGAGAGUUUUACAAUUUAUCCCCAACGAGUUCAAUAUACAAACUAUUUUAAAAAGGAAGUAAGAUAUUAAAAAAGUUUAAAUAUCAUUCAUUUAUUUAUAAAAUAGGUGCUUCUUCCAUACUCAUGUAGAAAUAUUAACAUUUACAAAAUAUAUAAUUUAUAAUAUUGAUUAUUAUUUUAUUCUUAAAGUUUUUUAAUCGUUUAUAAUUUAUAUGUAUGCAAAACAAAUAGGAGAUUUUUUUUUAAAACAUCUGAUUUUACUAAUAAACAAUUUGAUCGAUACAGUUAUUUUUUGAGUAUAUAAGAUUGUCAUUAUUCAUCUCAGUUGAAACAUAAAUGUUUCAUGAUUCUAAAUAGGCUAAAAUAACAUUAGCUUUGUUAUUUGCAUUUAAUUUGGUUUAUUGUCUUGGAUUCAUAAUAUAUAUUUGUAAAAUUAUUUUAAAUUUUGAUAGAUGUUGUUUAGGUAAACAAAUGGGAAAGGGUUGUCAGUUCGGAGUUGUAUAAGUGAACACAAUAAGUAAUUUUUUAAAUUUUAUGCAUGUAUAUAAAUAUUUAUAAUCAAACUAAAUCAUGAUAAUUUUUAACAUAUAAUUUUCACAUGUUCAUUAGUUUUAAGUUAGAAUCACAAUCAGUUCACUUACUUAUACUGUAUGGGCAUAUUGAGUUAUAUAUUUGUUUAAAAUGAACCACAGCUACUUUUGGAUUUUAUUUAAGUUAAAAACUGAUUAGUUUUUGUUGCAUUUAUUUUAGUUUUAAGUUUUAGAUUUGAAAAUAUAUUUUUAUUUUUUAAAGAAAAUACCUAUAUUAUUUUUUGUGAAAAUAAAUUUAAAUUUUAAAAUCUAUAUAUUUUAUUUAUGUUUUUCUAAUAAUAUGAAGAAAAAAAAUUAUAUAUGUUAUAUAUAUAUAAACUUUACAUAUUUAUAGAUGUUUCCUUUUAGUUAUUUAUGUGGGUUUUGUAAGAGAGUAAAAGAAAAACAAAAUUAAAAUUAAAAAUCUAAUUAAAAUUAUAUCAAGCAAAAAUAAAAUAAAAAUAAUUUUGUAAAUGUAAUUAUGUAUAAUUCAUUAUAAUAAUUUUGUAAUUGACUAUUAUAAAAAAUUAACGUGAGAGCUAUCUCAUAGUUUGUUUUGUUAGCAAGAUAUCUUUUGAAUGUAAUUAAAAAAAAUUUGUUGACUUUUUCAACGACAUAUGUAAUAUAAGAUUUGAAUCCGAAACAAUGCGUACACAACGUCCUAUAUACAUUGAACUCCUAAUACAGAUGUGUAGUGAAUACAGAAGAUAGAACAGUUGAAUGAUGAUGAAAACAAAGUUAUGCUUAGGGCUUAGAUUUCGGCUAUUUGGGUCGGUUAUGGAUAGAACAUGUUUGGUUUUGGAUAGGGCAUAGAAAAUUAUAUAUAUAGGAUCCGGUAAUGUUUCGGUUUGGAUCUGGGUUAGUUCCGACCGGGUAAAUACGGAAAUUAUAUAUUUAUUUUUAUUAUCAUUUUAAUUUUUGAACAAAUAUUGUAUAUUUGUUAUUAAGUGAAAGGUAUAGCAAGUAAGUUACGUGGUAAUGAAACUAUAACUUUUCCCUUCCAACCAGGAUUUGAGACUCAGAAUGUGCAAAUCCUUGUUUGUGGAUUUCGGUUUAAACGAGCAUCUGACCAGCUCCGGGUAAAAUUGGAACCAAACCGAUAACCAUAACAUUAUUUGUCAGGUAAAUAUAUUAUAUCUGAACCGAACUGGUCAAUUUCAGGUGACAAUAAAUAGUUAUUUCCUGGUCAUCACAACGUUCCACUCGUAGAAAACAAGAUUUAGCAUGGACAUAUGUCACUCAUAGUUUAGAUUUAAAGGGGAAAAGAAUUCUUACUUAUGACUUUUGUCGUAAGGUUAAUCAUGGAGGUGCAGCGAAUCAAUAGAAUGAAAUAAAACAUCGUAAAAUUAAGUUUAAACUAAUCAAACCCGAUCGAACGGUCGAAUCACAAUGAUCCGUGACCCAAAAUAU